Messenger RNA from Ostrinia furnacalis (Asian corn borer), 3718 nucleotides. Its product is annotated as coiled-coil domain-containing protein AGAP005037. The coding region runs from base 101 to 2548 and encodes 815 amino acids. Gene Ontology annotation, cellular component: cytoplasm. The record is from RefSeq and is a predicted model, not a curated record. The transcript is spliced from 16 exons. Lineage: Eukaryota; Metazoa; Arthropoda; Insecta; Lepidoptera; Crambidae.
CCUACGGGAUAUCCGGGACCGUUCAGUGCUGCGUCUAUUUGAGUCGACAGACAUCGGGGGUGGCGCGUUCCCGGGAGUCGUGGGUGUAGGUUCUGUGCCCAUGCCUGCCGGAGCGGCCACCUGUUCUGGCCCUUCGAGCUGGGAUCAGGACCAGAACUACUUCAGCGAGCCCGAAAUGGAUUCCGAGUACCAUCACCAACAUGUACACAAGUCGAAGGUGAAGGCGCCUGCUUACUACAUCGGCACGCAGGCCCCGAGCACGCUGCCCCGCGGUGGCUCCCUGAUGCGCGCCUUUUCGCCGGCGGCGCCGCCGGUGCCCGCCGACCGCGUCAAGAACCUACCUGCCGGUCCCCCAGCGCCAGCCAAGCCAUUGCGUUCAUACAUCCCGGGCAGCGGGUCCGAACGAUGUUUUCCGUUCGCCGCGGAGUGCCCGCGGGGCCCCGACCAACUCUACACCAUCCCUGGAUCGAAUGGUGGUACAGGGCACGCCGGCGAGGGCUACAUGUCGUCGCCGGAGCGCGGCGGGCCGCGCGCGCCCUACGAGGACCCGUACUACACCCAAUACCUGGGCCCGGCUGCCGUCAGGCCCAACAUCACGCCCAUCAUCGACGAGGAAGCUGGGGAUGGGAUCAUAGAUGAUGCCUAUCAAAUGUACGGAGUCAACCCCAUCACCACCGCUCCGAGGCCGAUGCCUCGUCCGCCAUACGACGCCAGGCUGACCACACAAGUUGAUGAUAUGCAACGCCUCCGCGUUGAAAAGAUGGAGCGGCAGCUUGCCAAUUUGACGGGCCUGGUGCAGAAGGCACUGCAGGUGCCAGGCCCCGCCGCCCCGCCGGCCGCUGCGCCGCGCCAAGACUUCCCCGCCACCUUCUCAGCUCGACCACCAACCACUGAUGCCGCGAGAUUUGCCAGCAACGAGAGACCCCCUAAAUUAGGGAGAGAUAAAUUUCAGAAGUCAGUGUCAUUUGAGAAAUCGGUAUCAUUUAGCGAUGACCCACCUGACAUGAACUCCCCCAAACAACAUUCGCCACAGCAUUCAGAGCGCGACCGCCUGAAGCCCGCUCCUCCGCCGAAGCCGGCCGGCCUGGUGGGCCAGCAGCUGGCCCUCGUGUCUCCCAGGACGUACACCAUCAACGUUACUCCUGAUUUCUUCAACCAGCUCCGCGUUCUGCAGAAGCAGAGCCGGGACCUGAGGAUCGAGACACGAAAUUUGCGUCGGUCAACGCUGACCCAUGCCAUCCAGAUGCGCCAGCUGAUGGCUGAAACCAUCGUGAAGAUUGGUGCCAUUGCUGCUAGUUUCUGCGAGCAGGACCCUGACUCGCAACUGACCCGCGAGGAAGAGAUCUACCGCCAAGACAUGCUUCUGCUCGAGAACGACUUGUACGAGCUGGAAGCUACGGUGGAGCGUCUGCGCGGGCAGGCUGCUAACAGGGAGACCCGCGUGAACAUGGCGGACAUCGAGCGCAUCGCUAUGGUGCUCUCCAAGAGCAGCAAGACGGUGGCCGACUGGAAGCUGAAGUUCCCCAUCCUACAGGAGACCAUGAAGGUCAAGCUCGCCGCUGAGAUGGAGAAGGUGGUCCGCAAAGAGAAGAUGCUGGAGGAAGAACCAGAGCGCCUGGAGCUGGCUCUGCGUCGCUGCAAGAAGCUGACCGGAACCCUGGUCACUCUAAAGAGGCUGGCCUGCGUGCAAGAGCAGCGCCUGCCGAUGGCCGACGGCCGCUCGUCCCCGGGCUCCUCCCAAAGCUCCACCACCUUCACCCCGGGGCCUUCAUCCGACGAGUUCGCCUCCGAUAGCACCUGCCAACUGCCGCAGGUCCAUAACAAGGGUCCCGUCGGGUGCAACGGGCGAGGCUCGGGCCGAGACGUGCGGCCGGAGAACGCCCUCGACGCUCUACUAGACGAGCUGCAGACGUUCGCCAAGCCGGGCGAGCGCGCGCGCGGCGACGGGCCGCUGCGGCGCCUGCACUCGUACCCGAGCGGCAGCGACACCGACGCGUCGCCGCCCGUGCGCGCGCGCGGCCAGCACGCGCCCAAGCCGCCCGUGCCCGAGCGCCACCCCGAGCUGCUGGCGCUGGCCGCGCGCCGCCCGCCCCCGCCCCCGCCGCGCACCUCCUCGCGCUCGCCGCUCGCCUCGCCGCCCUCCCCCGCCUCGCCCGCCUCCCCCCAGCGCUCCGACUCCGCCAACUCCGAGCCCGACGACAAGUCCGCCUGCCGCCAGGCGCUGCUCGAGCACCGCCACCAGGAGCUGCUGAAGAAGCAGAAGGCGCUGCAGGAGCAGUACGCCCGCCUGCAGAUGAUCCAGCGCAGCGGGCCCGCGCUGCCGCCGGCCGCGCAGCCCGACCUCAAGAAGACGGGCAGCGAGUCCAACCUGCUCACCAAGAUGAGCCUCAACCUGGCGGCCGCCGCCACCUCGGGCAGCAUGACGCACCUGGCCGGCGACUGCGAGCGCGCCAAGGACCCGCUGCUGGCGGACAAGCCCACGCUGGGCCCCAAGCCGGUGGAAUCGGUCGCCACUACCAAUAAAGUUUACGAGACUGACAUACUGUGACCUAGUUACCGCUUUAUGGCAUCCGUAUUAGUUCUAGUUUCAUUCGCGAUAACGAAACGAGUAGAUGCGAUAGCCACACCUAAAUACCCCCCCAAAAGUCACGCUUCAUAGUAUAGGCUUUGUCUUUUCUGUUUAUCUCAUUUUUCCGCGUUAGCUGAUCCAAAAUCCUCAACACUAAUAAUUGACCGUUUAAAAAUGAUGAAAUAUGGACCGCCGAUUACAUAUUUUCAAUAUAAUAAUAUAGUACUGUUGCAAAGAACAAAAAAAAAUCCAAAAAAAUCGAUAAAUGUUUAGCACUUCAGAUGUCAAUAUUGGCAUAAUGUCGUAAGUCUGUAAUCUACUUUAAUUAGAAAAUUUUGAAAGAUUUUAAGCCAUUUCGGCUUUUAUUUCACCAUCAGUCCCGUUUUGUACAUAGGUAACAUUUGUUGUAACCUAGCUCCUUUUCUAUAAUUAUACUAUCGAGUAACCUAUAAUCUAAGCAUUUUCUUAAAUUAAGUGCCAAACUAUUUCCGAUGUCCUCUUCAAAAGUGAAACUUUAAGCAACGACUUCUCGCCCCUGCGCCAGCGCCGCCGCGGGCUUAUUCUCUUAAGUUCAACUUCAACAAAUUUACUUUCUGUACAACGAAAAUUAAGUUGUAUAACUAUAAAAAAGUACUAGCAAAAUUCUUCUAUAGUCAUUGAGUUAUAAUGUACGAGUAAUAUUACUUCAAUGUCUAUAGUAAACUAUUUAAUAUUUUUGACGGCUCGUUUUAUGAAUAUUUAAUCAUUACUCGACUGUGAUACGAAGUUACCUAAUUAAAAUGCGUAAGAAUUGAAUUCAUUUUUUAACUCUACUAUUUAUAUUUUAGUGCCCUUCCCCAUAUAAGUUCGUCAUCAACUGUGUUUAUUUUUAUUACGAAUUAUGUCAAUUUGACAUAAUAUAAAAAAAUACUUAGUUGUAAAAUUAAAUGUUGUGGCAUCAAUCUGUACUCGCGCAUGAAAACCGUCAUAAAUAUUAGCAUAGUUAAAAUCGAUCAUUAAAAAAUUAUAAAUGUGGAUUAUGUGGACAAAUUGAUGAAAUCGAGUGAUAUUAUAUAUGAAAUUAUUCAUUAAAAUAUCCUUAUUUUUAGACUCGAAAUAUAUCUGCAUUAGAGCGUGUAUAAUAGAGUCUAGUAUAAAGAAAAUCCCUAG